AUGGCAGAACCAAAUGAACAAUCAACUGAUACAACUACAACUACAACAACAACAACUACAACGAAUAACGAAUCAACAGCAUCAAUGGAUCCAACCAUCACCACAAAUGAUCUAAGGAUGAGUGAUCUUGAAAAUAAUAAUGAAUAA
Heterostelium album PN500 is the source of this 147-nucleotide messenger RNA. RefSeq lists its product as uncharacterized. NCBI's taxonomy places the organism in Eukaryota, Evosea, Eumycetozoa, Acytosteliales, Acytosteliaceae. The transcript has a single exon. The record is from RefSeq and is a predicted model, not a curated record. The coding region runs from base 1 to 147 and encodes 48 amino acids.